GAAACCUUACCAAUGGAGCCAUCAGAAGAAUUUAUAUUCAAACAUAAAGGAUUUUAUUUCCAACCAGACUUGACUAACUCUGAAUAUAUAGAUUCAUUGGAGCAUUUUGUAGUCAGAGACAGUGAUGUAUUUGUAGUUACUUUUCCCAAAUCAGGAACUGUAUGGAUGCAGAAUAUUUUGAGCUUGAUUUAUUAUGAAGGCCACCGGGAUGGAACAGCAAAAACUGAAACAAUUGACAGAGUUCCAUGGCUAGAGUACAAUUUCAAUAAAAUGGAUUACGACAGUCGUCCAUCACCGCGUCUCUUUUCCAGUCACCUGCCGUACUAUUUAGCUCCAAGAGAUCUGAGAAACAAAGAAGCAAAAGUUAUUUAUGUAGCCAGAAACCCUAAGGAUGUUGCAGUUUCCUAUUUUCAUUUUAGCAAACAUGCAUUCAUAUUUGAGAAAGUACCAGAUUUUAAUAUUUUAAUGGAGAGGUUUUUAUCUGGGAAAGUACUUGCUAGUUCGUGGUUUGAUCAUGUCAGAGGCUGGUACACCCACAGAGCUGAUUACAAUAUUCUCUUCCUUACUUAUGAGGAGAUGAAGAAGGAUCUCAGAAGUGCUGUGCUGAAAAUUUGUGACUUCUUAGAAAAACAGCUGACUGAAAAGGAGUUGGAUGUUGUUGUGGAGAAGGCUAUAUUUGAUAACAUGAAAUCUGAUCCCAGGUCAAACUAUGAGGACAAAACAUGUAUCUUGGAAAAAGGAAGAGACCAUUUUCUUCGCAGAGGAACUGUUGGAGACUGGAAGAACAUAAUGACUGUGGCACAAAAUGAAAAGUUCAACAAGGUUUUUAAUGAGAAGAUGAAAGACCUGCCCUUCAAGUUCAUCUGGGAUCUUAAUGAAGAAAUAUAG
Messenger RNA from Gopherus evgoodei (Goodes thornscrub tortoise), 888 nucleotides. RefSeq names its product amine sulfotransferase-like. NCBI's taxonomy places the organism in Eukaryota, Metazoa, Chordata, Testudines, Testudinidae. Gene Ontology annotation, cellular component: cytoplasm. Gene Ontology annotation, molecular function: sulfotransferase activity. The record is from RefSeq and is a predicted model, not a curated record. Gene Ontology annotation, biological process: sulfation. Bases 13 to 888 code for a protein of 291 amino acids. The transcript has 6 exons.